This is a messenger RNA of Heterocephalus glaber (naked mole-rat), 515 nucleotides long. Its product is annotated as signal transducer CD24. Gene Ontology annotation, cellular component: membrane raft; external side of plasma membrane. Gene Ontology annotation, molecular function: protein tyrosine kinase activator activity. The record is from RefSeq and is a predicted model, not a curated record. NCBI's taxonomy places the organism in Eukaryota, Metazoa, Chordata, Mammalia, Rodentia, Bathyergidae. Gene Ontology annotation, biological process: regulation of cell-cell adhesion; cell activation; cell adhesion.
GGGCUAGAGUGAGAAGGAGCAACCUCGCCUGUGCCCGCCCAAGCUGACUGAUCUCUAUGCACCUGGCCUGCAGGGAGCUGCGCCACACGCCGACGGAGUGGACAUGGGCAGAGUGAUGGUGGCCAGGCUGGGGCUGGGGCUGCUGCUCUUGGCACUGCUCCUACCCAUGCAGAUUUACUCAAAUCAAACAGCUGUUGUGCAACCUUCAAGUAACACCUCCCAGAACACCUCUGCUACCCCAAAUCCAACUAAUGCCACCACCAAGGCAGGCAGCGGUGCCCUGCAGUUGACAGCCAGUCUCCUUGUGGUCUCAAUCUCUCUUCUACAUCUGUACUGCUAGAGACUGGCCAAGAAACGUCCCUACUUCCCCAUCUUGUAAACCCAAUCCAAAUGGCGACCAGAAGUGCAGUGUAGCAAGGAAGAAAUCUAAUUCCACACCUUAUUUUAGCGAUGCAGAAAAUGCUGAAAAUUCCAAAUUUGAUUCAUUUGAAGGACAUGUGAAGGGACUGACAGAU